This is a messenger RNA of Mesorhabditis belari, 2133 nucleotides long. NCBI's taxonomy places the organism in Eukaryota, Metazoa, Nematoda, Chromadorea, Rhabditida, Rhabditidae. The record is from the annotation of a GenBank genome assembly.
AUGGAAGAAGAAGAAGGGAAUGAGGGGAGUGCCCGGCUGUGUCCCUGUUGGCCUCCAUCUAGACAUCACAGGGAGGGGAAAUCUCGAAAUGGUCUUAUGAUGGAAGAAGAAAACGAAAGGAAUGGAAAGAAAAGUGAUAAGGAAAAGAAUGGAAAUCGAAGAAGACCGAAUAAAGAUGGAGAGAAUAGACAAAUUGGGCAGAUCGGGAGGAAUACAAGUCCCAAUCGAAUUCGCCGUUUCUUCACUUCAAUUCGCGAGCGAGUCGUCGCUCGCGUCGGCGCGAGCAACACGUCAGAAAGCACGGGAGCUGUCGCAUCCGCCGCAUCGGCGAUGGCGCCUCGCGCCACGCGGUUUGGACCCGUCUCACAGUCGCUCACGGGGGUUCUCGAGCGGAUAUCGCAAGCACGAGCAGCAGUCGUCUACUCAACGGAUGUAGAACGUGAAACUGGAUCGUUAGUCACUUUACUGAAGGAUGCUGGAGUGGAGGAUCCCCUCUGUCUACGGGUUGAUGACGAGGCGAAAGGAUUUCUUCAUCGAUUGACACUGCGUACGAAUUGGCCGUUAGUUUACGUUAAGGGAGACGCAGUUGGCGGAUUGGAAGAGCUGAGCAAGAUCGCGAAGAAUGGUCACCUCACAGAAUGGUUGAAAGAACAUCAGUACGAUCUCGUCGUGCUCGGCGGUGGCUCAGGUGGACUUGCAGCGGCAAAAGAGGCAGCAAGACUUGGCAAGAAAGUCGCGUGCCUCGAUUUUGUGAAGCCGUCGACUCAAGGCACAACAUGGGGACUCGGAGGAACAUGUGUGAACGUUGGCUGUAUCCCGAAGAAGUUGAUGCAUCAAGCGGCAGUACUUGGCGGUUCACUGAAAGACGCACGUAAAUUCGGUUGGAAGUUGCCUGAGGGGGAAAUCGGCCACAAUUGGAAGCUGAUGAGAGAUGGUAUACAAGAUCAUAUCGGUUCGCUCAAUUGGGGAUAUCGGGUGCAACUUCGAGAAAAGAAGGUUGACUACCUUAACGCUUAUGGAGCGUUUACUGGAUCUCACGAAAUCACGUGCACGGACAAGAAGGGAAAGCAGGACAAGCUCACAGCCGACAAGUUCUUGAUUGCCACCGGAUUGCGGCCCAAAUUCCCCGAUCUUCCUGGAGCUAAAGAAUAUACAAUUUCUAGUGACGAUCUCUUUGCUCUUCAAUAUUCUCCAGGAAAAACGCUAUGCAUUGGUGCUUCAUACGUGUCUUUGGAGUGUGCUGGCUUUUUGAAAGGAAUCGGAUUGGAUGUCACGGUGAUGGUUCGAUCGAUCUUGCUACGCGGUUUUGAUCAAGAUUUUGCUGAACGAAUCCGCGAACAUAUGAUUCAAUAUGGGGUCAAAUUUUUGAGUGCCAUUCCUACCCGAAUCGAAGAACUUGAACCGAGGACCAAAAAAGCAGCCGGACGGUUAAUGGUUUAUUGGGAUGUGAUCGAUAAAGAUGGAGUCAAGACCGAACAUUCGGAGGAAUUCAACACUGUACUCUAUGCUAUUGGUCGUGAAGCGCGCACCGAAGAUAUUGGCCUUGAAGUGGUCGGAGUCGAUAAAGCCAAGAGUGGAAAGGUUGUGGGUCUUCACGAGCAAUCACAAUCGGUUCCUUGGGUCUAUGCGAUUGGCGACGUUUUGGAGGGAAAGCCAGAGCUCACCCCGGUGGCAAUUCAAGCUGGACGCGUGCUGGCACGACGAAUCUUUACGGGAGCAAAUGAAUUGACUGAAUACGACGAAGUGCCAACGACAGUCUUCACACCUUUGGAAUACGGAUGUUGUGGUUUGCCUGAAGAAGAUGCUAUCAAGAAAUAUGGCAGGGACAACAUCAUUGUCUAUCACAAUGUGUUCAUCCCGCUCGAAUACACGGUCGCUGAGAGAAUGGAGACAAAGCACUGCUAUUGCAAGUUGAUCUGCUUGAAGGACGAUGAGGAGCGUGUUGUCGGAUUUCACAUUUUGACACCAUGGGCUGGAGAGAUCACUCAAGGAUUCGCGAUUGGAAUGAAGCUGGGAGCCAAGAAAAGCGAUUUUGAUCGUCUCAUCGGAAUUCACCCAACUGUCGCUGAGAACUUUACAACGCUCACCCUGGUGAAGAAAGAGGACGGCGAGAAGCUGGAAGCAUCGGGUUGC